Eremomyces bilateralis CBS 781.70 is the source of this 1357-nucleotide messenger RNA. RefSeq lists its product as uncharacterized. Gene Ontology annotation, molecular function: molybdenum ion binding; catalytic activity; pyridoxal phosphate binding. The transcript has 3 exons. Bases 225 to 1247 code for a protein of 340 amino acids. Lineage: Eukaryota; Fungi; Ascomycota; Dothideomycetes; Eremomycetales; Eremomycetaceae. The record is from RefSeq and is a predicted model, not a curated record.
GUGAUACUUUUACCGCUUUGGGUCAAGGUCUCCUAUCUAUGCCCUACUGGUAUUCGGUCGCGAUAUGGUCCUCAGACAUUACAAGUUUCCAUCAGGGUCUUCAGGGCACUUACUUAUAUAUGCGCCUGUGCUUGCUAACCUCAAGAACAUAUAACUUGGAGUGCCUUUAUUUUCAUUGCCGCAGACGUAGAUUAUCUCUGAAUUAGAUCGCAACGGCUGCCAAGAUGAGGAUAAAAUCUCUCUACCUAUACCCGAUCAAGUCCCUCAGGGGCAUUUCUAUUGAUGAAGCACUUGCCACAAGACUUGGAUUUCCCCACGAUCGUUCAUUCAUGUUGCUGAAGGUCAUCUCUGGGGUGGAUGGAGCGGCAGACUCCACGAAAACGAUGCAUGUUCCACACUUUCCGGAGAUGUCGCUCUUCAUCACCUCUCUGGAAGCAACAGGAGACGGUACGACUGAAAUCGUCGUAGACUAUAGACCUCCCGGAAAGUCUUCGAAACAGUUGAGGGUACCACUAGAACCCGACGUGUCCGAACUCGGUUCACUUCAUGUCCGGAUGUGGAACACGUCGACGCCAGCAUACAACAUGGGAGAAACCUUUAAUUCCUGGUUCGGCGAAUGCUUUGGGUUUCCCGUCAUUUUCGCCUACAUUGGCGACAAUUCCCGGGAUGUUCUCAUGAAAACGUCGAAUCCAGAUGCGCCCAAGUCGUGGCUCUCGCGUGUUACGUCGGCAGUUGGGAUUACUGGCGAGCCCGUGGAGAAGCUCACAUUUCAAGAUUGCGCUUCCUACCUCGUCGUGUCCGACACGUCGGUGCAGAACGUAUCUCAAAGGCUUCCGGAUGGUGUGGUCAUGGACGAGACGAAAUUUCGGCCGAACAUUGUCAUCGAAGGGGCACCCGAGCCGUUCGAAGAGGAUUUCUGGGGCGAGAUCACAGUUUCGGGCGAUUCCUCGACCACCUCUGCGGCGACGGCGGUUGUGAGAUUGCCUCAGAAUUGCGUUCGGUGCAAGAGCCUCAACAUCGACUACGGUACUGGUAAGAUGGGGACUGGGGAGGAAGGUCAGGUUUUGAAGAAGUUGCAGAAAGAUCGACGGGUCGACGGGUCGAAAAAGUACAGUCCAGUCUUUGGGAGAUACGGCUAUUUAGAAAGGAACUCUGGGGGAAUAAUCAAGGUCGGCGACGAGGUGUCGGUCACGCUUCGAAAUCAGACGAGGACGGGAAUGGAUUGGCCUAUGGCCGAGUUCACAUAGACCUGUGUUCUGAAGCCCACGAUUUUCAGAAACCAUUCCACCCUGUUGAUCAUUCUCAGUGUCCCGGUUUUAAGUGCCAUCCUGCUUCCGGUAAUCAUCAAUCAAACUGA